This is a messenger RNA of Acanthosepion pharaonis, 939 nucleotides long. Lineage: Eukaryota; Metazoa; Mollusca; Cephalopoda; Sepiida; Sepiidae. The record is from the annotation of a GenBank genome assembly.
AUGAUAUUAAUUUAUGACACACGGGUAAACAUUUUGCCCCAGACUGUCAUCCUCAAACUUUUUCCAGAUCUUUCUUUUUUUUUUUUAUUCUGCUUCUUUAUACAUUGCCCCACCAUUUUUUUUAUUUAUUUUAUUCUUUUCCUGUUCCUUCUCUUCUCUAGAAAAUUCUUUUUUCUCUCUCUCUCUUUCUCUUUUCUUUUUCUUCUUUUCCUCAGGAACUUUUUCUUCUUUGUCCUUUAUUCUAAAUAUUUAGUUCAUUUUUUUUCAUAUUCAUUCAAUUUUCCUCUUCCUCCACUUUCUUCUUCUUUAAAUCUUCUCUCUUUGUUCAGUCCAUUUUUAUUCUUUUUCUUCCUCUUUCCCUUCUUUUCUUUUUCUUUCUUGUUAACCACUCCUCUUUGCUGCGUUUUUUCUUUAUCCAACCUUUCUCAAUAUUUCUUUUCCUGUAGUAAUUUGUCUUUUUUCAUUCUUUCUCCUUUCUUUCAUACAAAAGCCUUCACUCAUUAUUUUCUCCCUCUCCUUUUUAAUUUCUCUCAACCAUAUUAUAUCCUGUUCAUUUCAACCAGUAAUAGUCAGAAACAACCACCAGCAACCAGCAGCACUCAGCAACAAACACCGGCAACAAGAAGCAGUCAGCAACAACCAUCGGCAACCAACAACAGUCAGCAACAACAACCAGCAACCAGCAACUGUCAGCAACCAUCACCAGCAACCAGCAGCAGUGAGCAACAACCACCAGCAACCAGCAGUAGUCAACAACAACCAUUGGUCACCAGCAACAGUCAGCAACAACCACCGGCUUCCAGCAGCAGUCAGCAACCAUCACCAGCAACCAGCAGUAGUCAACAACAACCAUCAGCCAGAAGCAGCAGUCAACUACAAUCACUGGCAAUCAGCAGCAGUCAUCAACAAUCACCAGCAACCAGCAGCGAUCAUCAGUGA